UGUUUACUUGCAUGCAUGCCACCGCGUCAGAGUAGCGUCGGGCCUGCCGGGCGUCGCUCUGGCAUCGACAAGGCACACGUGCCAUAUCGCGGAGAAAACCCUUUUGUUGGCAAACGAACCGGAAUUGCCAUCGAGCUUGCCCAGACAAACUCAGAUGGAUUUGAAGACUUUGGGGUGAUUAUGCAGGAGCAGUAUAAGGCUGUAGAGGCGAAGAAGUCGAGUUCAGGAGCAAAGAGAAAAGUAAAGAAUAAAAAAAAACAGGUAGAAGAAGAAGAGGAGGACGAUCUGGAUGGUGAGAUGUCGAUGGAUGUGGACAGUCCAGUGCAGAACAUUAGGGUACCUAACACCCCACGACAAGGGCGACCAUCAGGGCGUGCCUCUCGCUUCUCACAAGUCGAUUUCGACCAAGUUCCCUCUCCGCGGCCACUUGCCAACCGACGUUUAACGCCAGGCCCAGGUUCUUCACCUCUGAAACGCACGCUUAAUGCGAAAGAAUUUCUUGCUCGUGAUGAAGGGCUGUCUUCUGACGACGAGAAUUUUGCCGAGCCCGCGUACAACGACUACCAAGACGAUGACGAUGACGGACCCAAAGAGCUCAGCUUCACGGAAAUGCAUGACCAAGUCGACACAGACGACAUUGAGAUUCCACCUCAACCAGUCCUGUCCUCUUCGCCUCGAAAAGGGAAGCGGAAGGCACCAGACCCAGAUGAUGAAGAGGAACUUAACACUACUCAUGCCAUGGACUUGGAUUUGCCACCGUCAGACGAAGAACAGGACACUUCUUCUCCACCCCCUCCACCACAACGCUCGCCUCCAAAGAAGAAGGCCAGGCCAACCACACCGGAGCCAGAGCCUGAUCCCGAGCCUUCAGAAGACGAAGACAACCAGCCGUUAUCCCCCCAACAACCACGUUCUCCUCCCAAAAAAAAGACGAAAACCAAACCAGACAAACCCAAAAAUAUUAUCAUCAAAUCGCGUGGGCAGAAGGAAAAUCGAGACGUGCCAAAGGGGGUUCGUAGGUCGCAACGCGUGCCUAUUGCUCCGUUGGAAUGGUGGAGACUGGAAAAGUACGAAUAUGGUGGUCGUGAAGACGCCGAUGCGGCUGGUCCAAUGCUGGUACCUCAUAUCCGUGCAAUUGUCCGUGUACCCAAGGACCCAGUCGUGCCUCUUGGCUCCAAAAAACGGAGUAACAACGCCAGACGACGAUCAAGCACACCUGGGAGCAGUAAAAGCAAAGUCAAAAUUGUCGAGAAGAUUGUCGAAGUUCACGUCGACUCUGCUAAUCCUGAAGAGGGCUGGGAUGAUGACACAAACACGCAAGCACUUGUGAACUCAUAUCCAGAUGGCGAGCCGGUUAAGCGACGGAUUGCGUUUACGUCCAAGAUGUUCGCCCCAACCUCGGCUGGCAACAGUCAAUGGUCGUACCAGCGAAUAUUCGGCGACGGCGAUUUUAUUGCAGCAGGACAGAUUGUUAUUCCACCCAACGGAAGGAAACCUUCCAAGCCUUCAAAGGACAACACUUUUAUAUUUUACGUAAUCCAAGGCGCUGUCAACCUGAAGAUCUGCGACACGUCUCUGAUAAUUGCGGCUGGCGGGAUGUUCAUGAUUCCUCGAGGCAACACCUAUUUUAUUGAGAACAUCGCAGAACGGGACGCCAAGCUCUUCUUCACGCAGGCAAGAAAGACGAGGGAUGGAGAGGCCGCUGCAGACCAGGAAGAUGGUAACAGUGAGGCUGUAGUGUCGGCUGGUAAAGGAAAGCCGGCUAGAGCAGUUUCGCUGGCUAAUCCUACGCGAGAGACUUCGAAGGAAGUCGCCCGCCGCGGAAAAAGUUUGAACGUUUAG
Messenger RNA from Mycena indigotica, 1842 nucleotides. Its product is annotated as CENP-C-C domain-containing protein. The transcript has 3 exons. Gene Ontology annotation, biological process: kinetochore assembly; attachment of mitotic spindle microtubules to kinetochore; spindle attachment to meiosis I kinetochore. Lineage: Eukaryota; Fungi; Basidiomycota; Agaricomycetes; Agaricales; Mycenaceae. Gene Ontology annotation, cellular component: kinetochore. Gene Ontology annotation, molecular function: centromeric DNA binding. The coding region runs from base 16 to 1842 and encodes 608 amino acids. The record is from RefSeq and is a predicted model, not a curated record.